Teleopsis dalmanni is the source of this 2049-nucleotide messenger RNA. RefSeq names its product ubiquitin carboxyl-terminal hydrolase 8-like. The record is from RefSeq and is a predicted model, not a curated record. NCBI's taxonomy places the organism in Eukaryota, Metazoa, Arthropoda, Insecta, Diptera, Diopsidae. Bases 140 to 1861 code for a protein of 573 amino acids. The transcript is spliced from 5 exons.
AAUUAUAAACCUAGUUAUUUUAUUAACGUAGGGAUAUCAUAAUAAAAUUCUAAGCAAUUAAAUUCAUAUGCAUAUAACUUUGGUGCUACAAAUCUAAUUAGAAACUUUUUAUUGGCCCUAAAUUUUUAUUACACACAAAAUGGGACAAGUAAAGGAGUUGCAUUUGUGCAAAAAUCUAAACGACCUGGAGCAGUAUUUCAAAAUUCCUAAUAUAACAAAUAAGUCAAAAAUGAAAAGUCUCAUAGAGUCAGCGCAUAAACUUUUACAAAACGGGAAUAAACAUUACCAGGAGGGGGAUGAAGAAUAUGCCUAUAUAUAUUAUAUGCGAUAUUUUAACUUGCUGAGCACUUUGCGCAAAAUGCCCACCUAUACGGAGUACAAGAUGUCCAUACAAAAAACUCUCGGAGGAAAUACAGCGAACGCAAUAAUAAUGGAUAAAUUGGAAGAAAUGACUAAAUCACUUAGUGAACGUUACGAUCGCUUGAAUGAAAAAAAAAAUGUACCACCACCACUCACCGACGAUGAUAUGAAAUUUUAUAAUAAUUUAAGCGCUUCAGAUAAAUUUAAUGUGGUUAAAGCAUCACCAAGCUAUGAGCAGAUAGGCGAUGCACUUAAAUUGAUAUCAUGUAAACAAUUAUUUCAGCUAAUGCAAACAAAUACUGUACUUAUAAUGGAUUGUCGUUGUGUUGACGAUUACAAGGUAUCACAUCUAAACUAUAAUUUUUCUUUUAAUAUACCAGAAGAAAUAAUAUUACCAGGGUUAUCGGCAGGAAAACUACAAGAUAAAUUGGACAACGAAUCGAAGAAAUUUUGGUCGGCACGUUCUAUAAAAGAUCAAGUAGUACUUAUGGAUUGGAACUGUAGAGAAGCAACUCCAAAUAAAACCAAAUCUAUUGCUGUAUUACAGGAUAUACUGCAAAAUUGGGACCCCGAUUGCAUUUAUCGUUCUCCAAUAAAAAUAGUCGAUGGCGGCUAUGAAUUUUUUAUAAUGAUGUAUCCAACUCUAUGUACAAAUCCUACUGUACAAUCACCACAUCAUAAUCAACAAAAUAAUGAUAUGAUAGAUGAUAUUGAAUAUCCUUCCAUACACGAUAUUACAAUGAAAGACGAUAUGCGUCCAUUUUCACGAAGUCCCUUAAAUUUUAACCAAUAUACCAACUCGGUUGUCUCAACAAAUCAAGAGCGUCCGUUCAUUGAUCGUAGCAGUAAAACAGCAGCGCUAAAAACUUAUAAUGAGAAACAAAAAGCAAUUGUAGAAAUUAUGAAAGAACAUGAUGAACUUGUAGAAAAGGCUCAAGCAAAUGAUGAACAGUUAGAGCAGGCUCAACAAAAAUGGAAUACAGUAACAAAUGUAAACAAAUUAUCAACAGCAGAACAACAACUUUUAUAUAAUAUAUGGCAAUUAGAGAGUGCUGCUGAAGACUAUCGAAUUGAAAAUAACCGACUAAGAGAUGAGCUUGAAAACUACAAACGACUUGAUAGAGAAACAGAAAAGGCACCUGCAAUUGAAAAUGAAAAAAUAGAGGAAGUUACCAAAAAAAUUGAGACCAAAAUACAAGAACGUCAGAAAGUUGAUGAACAACAUGAACGUGAAAAGAAACAGCGUGAAACACAAUUGGCUAUUGCACGGGAAAAUAAAAGACAUAUGAAACCACCGGUUUUAGAAGAUGAAGAGAUGUCACAACCAAAAAUACCCCAGUUUGAUCGUUCGGUCAAGCCAAUAAUCCCCAACAACAUAAUAGAGACAAUACAUGCGGAAAAAAGAAGAGAUUUUUCACCAAUACCUGGUUCAAUGGUAGCUAUUUUUAUGUCACAUUUCUUUUAUUAUAUUUCAAAAAUAGAAAGACUAAAUUUAGUAUAAUCGUAGCUUGUCUGAUAGAUAUAUGUGAAAAUCUGAAAACAAAAAAGUCACAUACUUUUUCAGAUUUCCAGGUCGUACACACGUCAUCCAUGCUACCCGUUCGUUGUUUAUAAAUAAAAAUAUAAAUUCUAACAAACCAGUAAUCAAUAUUUGUUCAGUCAAAGAACGCCAUUUUGGGCUAAAGUAGU